GCUGUUACCGACAUCACAUCAGAGACAACGGAGAAGCCUGAAACUGAUGACAAAUCAACCGUGACACCAGAGAACACAGACACACCUACGACAGAAGGAAAGUCGUCUGAGGCUAGCGAGACCGCGGCGUCAGCGGAGACGGUUUCAACUGAAGGAAAGUCGUCUGAGGCAAGCGAGACUGCGGCGUCAACGGAGGCGGCUUCAACUGAAGGAAAGUCGUCUGAGGCUAGCGAGACCGCGGCGUCAACGGUGGCGGCUUCAACUGAAGGAAAGUCGUCUGAGGCUAGCGAGACCGCGGCGUCAACGGUGGCGUCUUCAACUGAAGGAAUGUCCUCUGAGGCUAGCGAGACCGCGGAGUCAACGGUGGCGUCUUCAACUGAAGGAAAGUCGUCUGAGGCUAGCAAGACCGCGGCCUCAACGGAGGCGGCUUCAACUGAGAACAAUGAAAUUGGCCUUAAAUGA
Dibothriocephalus latus is the source of this 462-nucleotide messenger RNA. NCBI's taxonomy places the organism in Eukaryota, Metazoa, Platyhelminthes, Cestoda, Diphyllobothriidea, Diphyllobothriidae. The record is from the annotation of a GenBank genome assembly.